Molecule: messenger RNA, 534 nt
Organism: Beta vulgaris subsp. vulgaris (sugar beet)
Lineage: Eukaryota; Viridiplantae; Streptophyta; Magnoliopsida; Caryophyllales; Amaranthaceae
Exons: 3
Coding region: 1-534 (177 amino acids)
Source: RefSeq, a predicted model, not a curated record
AUGAUGCCAAAUGGAUCACGUCAAUCGGGUAUUUGUCUGAGAUAUUGUUUAUGUGGAUUUGCUAUUGCAUUGAUAUUGUCAAUAUUUGGACCUGCUUUAUAUUGGAAGGUGAAGAAGGGUACAAAGUUGGGAUAUCAUACUUCUACUUCUUGUCCACCUUGCAUUUGUGAUUGUCCACCUCCUUUAUCUAUCCUUAAGAUUGCUCCUGGCUUGGCCAACCUUUCAACUGAAGAUUGUGGUAAAAGCGAUCCCGACCUACAAAACGAAAUGGAAAAACAAUACGCAGAGUUAUUAAUGGAGGAGUUGAAGUUACAAGAGGUAGUUGCACAAGAACAUAUUCGUCACAUGAAUGCAACAUAUAGAGAGGCACGUAGAGUAGCUUCUCAGUAUCAACGUGAAGCUGAAAAAUGCACUAUUGCCAUCGAAACAUGCGAAGAGGCUAGAGAACAUGCAGAGGCACUUAUACGAAGAGAGAUGAAGCUUGCUUUCCUGUGGGAGCAACGAGCUCAUAAAAUGGGAUGGGAAGGAGAAUAA